AUGGAAACUGACCGUACUGUUGUUGGAUGGACUUGGCGGAUUUUUCUUCACGGCUCGCUACUAGCCCUUAUCGUUCGUUAUACAGAUGCCCUUAUUUAUGGAAUUAAAAGCUUAAAGAAAAGUAGUACUCCAGGUUCUGAGAUUGUCCAAUUGCUGCGGAUGCGACAGUACGAAUUAGCUGAUUCUGUAAUGCUACGAAUUAUGGAAGGUUUCAUGGAAUCUGCUCCGCAAUUAAUGCUCCAACUGUAUAUCCUUUUUACUGAUGGAAAUAGCAAGAAUUCAAAAUACCUUCUCUAA
Messenger RNA from Rodentolepis nana, 297 nucleotides. The record is from the annotation of a GenBank genome assembly. Lineage: Eukaryota; Metazoa; Platyhelminthes; Cestoda; Cyclophyllidea; Hymenolepididae.